Molecule: messenger RNA, 2286 nt
Organism: Carya illinoinensis
Lineage: Eukaryota; Viridiplantae; Streptophyta; Magnoliopsida; Fagales; Juglandaceae
Product: LIMR family protein At5g01460-like
Exons: 14
Coding region: 353-1879 (508 amino acids)
Source: RefSeq, a predicted model, not a curated record
UUUCUUUUGUGUAUAGCAGACCGAAACGAAAGAUUGCCCGUUUUCCCAAUUAAACCCAAACCACCUCCACGCACGGCCUUGACACCUCCUCGCAAUUAAACGAUUUUUCCGAUGAUAAUACCGUAAUUUCAGACUCACACUUCAAACCCACCCUAUUCGUCCUCCCUCAAGUAACGACCUCACCCGAGCCCAACCCCUUCCUUUCCUCUCUCGCUCUCGCUCUACUAAUUCCAAAAAAAUAAAAGAAGCCAGAUCUACGAAGCUCCAUUUUGCAAAAGAAAGCCCUAGUCUCUCGAUCUAUCCCUCUCGGUCUCGUCGAUUUAGAUUGGGUUCGGUUCGGGAGCUCUGAACGAUGGGCGAUUUCAAUCUCGCUCUUGUGAUCGUCGCCAUAGUCGUGUGCAUCCUCGUCUUCAUCUUCAAUGUCUACCUCCUCGUCAAUUACCAGCACCCUGACGAUGCCAACCAGGCCUAUUUCCCCAAAUUCGUCGUCGUAUUGGGUCUUUCCGUCGCCGCCAUUUCUAUACUGAUGCUACCGGCCGACGUGGCUAACCGGCAGGCGUGUAGGCACGCGAUAUACAAUGGCGCGUGUAAUCUAACCCUGCCAAUGAAGGAUUUGUGGCUCGCUAUCUAUAUUCUCGACGCCGUGCUCGUAUUCUUUGUUAUCCCCUUCGCCAUGUUCUACUACGAAGGGGACCAAGAAAAGAGUGUUGGUAAGAGGAUCAAAAGCGCGCUGCUGUGGGUGGGGACGACGGCUAUUGUGUGUGGUCUGGUGCUUGGCAUUUUAUACGGACUGAUUGGAAAGGUGGACUUCACUGUUAUGCACCUUUCUUCUUCCACAACUUCCUUCCCUACCACGUGGGACUUCUCUAGUAGUCAACAGUGUAUUGGAGGCACACACCAGUGCUCUGCGUAUACUGCAAGUGCUUCUUCGGAGAAAACUUGGACUAUGCGCACUACCUUUCCAGAAUAUGUUGUCGCCCUUGCUACCAUUGUUGGAUCUGUGCUUUUUGCUAUAUUUGGUGGUGUUGGUAUUGCUUGUCUGCCGUUGGGACUUAUAUUUUCAUUCAUCAAGCGCCCAAAGGCUGUUAUCACUCGCUCGCAGUAUAUCAAGGAAGCCACUGAACUAGGUAAAAAAGCGAGAGAAUUGAAGAAAGCAGCUGACUCCCUCCAGCAAGAAGAAAGAAGUGGUUCUAAGGGCCGAAAGUGGCGUAAAAAUGUCAAGGCAGUAGAAAAGGAGUUGCUUCAGUUGGAAGAAGAUGUGAAGCUCCUUGAAGAGAUGUAUCCUCAAGGAGAAAAGGCUGAGACUUCUUGGGCUUUGACUGUGCUUGGGUACUUGGCUAAACUUGUGCUGGGAAUUUUAGGGUUGAUUGUUUCAGUGGCAUGGGUUGCACAUAUUGUCAUAUAUCUGUUGAUUAACCCUCCUCUUUCUGCUUUUCUGAAUGAGGUUUUCAUCAAGCUGGACGAUAUCUGGGGUCUUCUGGGUACUGCAGCAUUUGCAUUCUUCUGCUUUUACCUUCUCCUUGCCGUUAUUGCGGGGGCAAUGAUGCUUGGUCUGAGAUUAGUUUUCAUUACGAUUCACCCCAUGAAGUGGGGAGCCACACUUAUGAACUCGUUUCUGUUUAAUGUUGGUCUUAUUCUUCUUUGCUCCAUCAGUGUGAUUCAGUUCUGCUCCACUGCAUUUGCAUACUAUGCUCAAGCAACUGCAGCACAAGAAAUCUUUGGCCACACGCUGGAAUCACUUCGUGGAAUUAGAUAUUUGUACAAAUACAAUGUCUUCCAAAUUGCAUUUGUUGCUCUUGCGGGAUUGACCUUUGUGUAUUAUGCUGCCUUUGGAUGGAGAAGAAGGAAACCCAGUGGCAGGUUCCAACUUUCUACUUAAUGUGUGUUUUGCCUACAAGAGCAUGCACCCACCUGUCAGCAUCAGGAGUCUUAAAUUUUAUUCUCUCUUUUGGAGUGAUUUCAUUUUGGAUUUGUAUGGCCUAUUGCUGUUCUACGCUGAGAGGUCAGAUUUGAAAGGUCAGUGAAGUAGGCAGAUAUCAUCCGAGUUGAAUUGGGUUACUGCAGCAAGAGCAGCAUGGUGAGUGCUGCUGAUAUUGCUAUCGUUUCUUCUUUGUUCCCUCCUUUUGUAUGUAUUAUUCCUUUGUUUAACUUGUGUCAUACAUUGGCUUGGGCAUGCAAGUGAGAAUAUUUUGCACCUGUGGGAACUAGGUUUUGAGAACUUCCCUUGAUGUAAUAUAGCCAUUAAGAUUUAAAAAAAAGUCGUAUUAGCCAUCCCUUUUCCGCUCA